This is a messenger RNA of Aedes albopictus (Asian tiger mosquito), 3509 nucleotides long. RefSeq names its product transcription elongation factor SPT5 (gene Spt5). The record is from RefSeq and is a predicted model, not a curated record. NCBI's taxonomy places the organism in Eukaryota, Metazoa, Arthropoda, Insecta, Diptera, Culicidae. The coding region runs from base 146 to 3412 and encodes 1088 amino acids. Gene Ontology annotation, molecular function: protein binding; mRNA binding. Gene Ontology annotation, cellular component: DSIF complex. Gene Ontology annotation, biological process: regulation of transcription by RNA polymerase II; transcription elongation-coupled chromatin remodeling; regulation of DNA-templated transcription elongation. The transcript has a single exon.
UCGCAGUUUCAGUUUUCUCUUCAUUCGUGGCGGUGUGGCUUUUUUUUUUCUUGGAGUAGAGUGAAAAAUUUUCUGAUUCGAUAGAAAACGCGUAGAAAAGUGCAAAUUUUCCGAUUGAAAAAGGUGGAUUUUUGGUGCGCGCGAAAUGUCGGACAGUGGCAGCGGUUCGGACAAUGACAGUGUGGUGUCGAAUCGAUCCCGCAAAAGCGGUGGUUCCAACCGAAGCCGAUCUAUGUCCCGCUCGGCAUCGAGGUCAGUGUCGCGAUCGCGCUCGCGUUCCAGAUCGGUUUCUCGGUCCCGGUCGCGUUCUGCGUCCGGAUCCGGUUCGGAUGGGGAGGGGGAGCAGAUACGGAUGAAGAAGAAACGCAAGAUGAGUGGUGGUUCGGAUGAGGAAGAGGUAGAGGACGAGCAGGAACCGGAGGGAGAGGAUUUGGACUCGGAGGAGUACGAGGAUGAUGAAGACGACGACGAUCGACGGGGAGGUAGAAAGAAGAAAAAGAAGGAGCGAUUCGGUGGAUUUAUUAUUGAUGAGGCCGAGGUGGACGAUGAAGUGGAUGAGGAUGAAGAAUGGGAAGAGGGAGCGCAGGAGAUUGGAAUCGUGGGCAACGAAGUGGAGGAGUUUGGACAGACCGCACGGGAAAUUGAAAACAGACGGCGAGGAACAAAUCUGUGGGAUAACCAGAAGGAGGAUGAAAUUGAGGAAUAUUUGCGGAAGAAGUAUGCAGAUGAGUCUAUUGCCCGGAGGCAUUUCGGCGAUGGAGGUGAGGAAAUGUCCGAUGAAAUUACCCAGCAGACGUUGCUUCCUGGAAUUAAGGAUCCGAAUCUGUGGAUGGUCAAAUGUCGCAUCGGGGAAGAGAAAGCGACCGUUUUGCUGCUUAUGAGGAAGUUUUUGACUUAUGCCAACACGGAUGAGCCGCUAAUGAUUAAGUCGGUCGUGGCCCCGGAGGGAGUCAAGGGGUACGUCUACAUUGAAUCGUACAAACAGACCCACGUCAAGGCGGCCAUCACCAAUGUGGGAAAUUUGAGAAUGGGUAUUUGGAAACAGGACAUGGUUCCGAUCAAGGAAAUGACGGACAUUCUGAAGGUAGUCAAGGAACAAACUGGACUCAAACCGAAGCAAUGGGUCCGUUUGAAGCGUGGUAUCUACAAGGACGAUAUCGCACAGGUAGACUACGUGGACUUGGCCCAGAAUCAGGUCCACUUGAAGUUGCUUCCACGUAUUGAUUACACUCGGCUGCGGGGAGCUCUCCGUACAACGCAGUCUGAAAAUGACGAAAACAAACGCAAGAAGAAGCGUCGACCUCCAGCGAAACCGUUUGAUCCGGAAGCGAUUCGAGCUAUCGGCGGAGAAGUAACCUCCGAUGGUGACUUCUUGAUCUUUGAAGGCAACAGAUACUCCCGAAAAGGGUUCCUGUACAAGAAUUUCACCAUGUCGGCCAUUCUGGCCGAAGGCGUUAAACCAACCCUGGCCGAAUUGGAGCGUUUCGAAGAACAACCCGAGGAGAUCAACAUCGAACUGGCCGUAUCCGGCAAGGAAGACCCGGUUGGAGCUCACACUUUCUCCAUGGGAGACAACGUCGAGGUCUGCGUGGGUGAUCUGGAAAAUUUGCAAGCGAAGAUCAUCGCCAUAGAUGGAGCCCUGAUUACGGUCAUGCCGAAACACGAGGACCUCAAAGAUCCGCUCAUUUUCAAAGCCUCAGAAUUGCGGAAAUACUUCAAAACCGGAGACCACGCCAAAGUGCUUGCAGGACGAUACGAAGGAGAAACAGGUUUGAUUGUCCGCGUGGAACCGCAACGGAUUGUCCUGGUGUCGGAUCUGACUAUGCACGAGCUGGAAGUAUUGCCGAGAGAUUUGCAGCUUUGUUCCGAUAUGGCCACCGGUGUCGAUUCGCUCGGUCAGUACCAGUGGGGUGAUUUGGUCCAGUUGGAUCCCCAAACGGUGGGGGUCAUUGUCCGCUUGGAGCGUGAAAACUUCCACGUUUUAGGCAUGCACGGAAAAGUCCUGGAGAGUAAGCCGACCGCCUUGCAAAAGCGCAGAGAGAACCGCAACACCAUCGCCCUGGAUGCGGAUCAGAAUCAAAUCCGCAGGAAGGACAUUGUCAAGGUCAUGGAAGGACCCCAUGCCGGUCGGGAUGGUGAAAUUAAACAUCUUUAUAGGAAUCUUGCCUUCCUGUACUCGCGGAUGUACACCGAAAACGGUGGAAUCUUUGUUUGCAAAACCAGGCAUCUCCAGCUGGCCGGUGGUAACAAAUCCCAGGGUAACGUUCUGAUGCCAAUGGGUCAGUUUGGAUUCAUGUCUCCUCGCAUUCACUCCCCGAUGCAUCCGUCCGGUGGCCGUGGAGGACGUGGAGGUGGAGGCCGGGGCGGUCGGGGAGGUGCCCGCGUCAACCGAGAUCGAGAAAUCCUCGGUAAAACCAUCAAAAUCACAGGUGGACCGUACAAAGGGGCCGUCGGAAUUGUCAAGGACGCCACCGAGAGCACCGCUCGUGUCGAAUUGCAUUCCUCCUGUCAGACCAUCUCCGUGGACCGGAAUCACAUCACGGUCGUCGGAGCCACCCCGAAAGAGGGCUCCGUGUCGAGCUACAUCCGCACUCCAAGUCGCACCCCCGGCAGCAGCUACGGCUCUCAAACUCCGGUCUACUCCGGAUCCAAGACCCCGCUGCAUGGCUCACAGACCCCAUCCUACGAUGUUGGCAAUCGUACUCCUUAUGGUUCGAUGACCCCGUCUCACGAUGGCAGCAUGACUCCUCGCCAUGGCGCCUGGGAUCCAGCGGUUACCAACACCCCGGCCCGCUCCAACGACUUCGACUUUAACAUGGAAGAACCCUCACCGAGUCCCGGAUACAACCCUAGCACCCCCGGCUAUCAGAUCAACACCCCCUUCGCUCCGAACACCCCCGGAAACAUGUUCAACGCAGAAAACUACAGUCCCUAUCAACCCAGCCCCAGUCCAAGUCCCUCCCCGUACCAGGUGGGCUACAUGGGUACCCCAUCGCCGAGCGGAUAUUCUCCGGCCACCCCCGGAGCGCCGCAAUCCCCGUACAACCCGCAAACUCCCGGCGCCAGCUUGGACUCGCAGUACAGCGACUGGUGCACCACGGACAUCGAAGUCAAGAUCCGGAACCACGACGACUCACAUCUGGAGGGCCAAAGCGGAUUCAUCAAGACCGUCAACAGUGGCGCUUGUUCCGUGUUCCUCCCGGCCGAGGAUCGUGUCGUUACGGUGCUCAGCCAAAAUUUGGAACCGGCCGUCCCGGGGCCAGGCGAUCGGUUCAAGGUCAUUUUCGGCGAGGAUCGCGACUCGAUCGGGGAUUUCCUGUCGAUGUCGAGCAGCAAGGAAGCGAUGGUGUCCUUCAACGGCAAAAAGAAAAUCAUGCCGCUGAGUUAUCUCUGCAAGGUUACGAUGGAUUAGGAUGGGGGACGAGCAGGAGCAGCCGUCGGUCAACGUUGUUGAUCAGUUUAUUUGGAUAUAUCGGUGUGACAUUAUGCAAGCUGUUGGAUCAAAUGAA